CACACUCUCCAGCCCGUGAGUGUAGGCGACGCUAUAUAGCCAACAAGCCCUUGACCUACGUGAAUUAUUAGCAAAAUAUUAAAAGGGGGGAGAGACCGCCAAUAGCCAAUAGCCAAUAGCCAAUAGCCAAUAAUAGCCAAUAGCAAUGCACCACCAUUUCCUCUCUCCUCGCGAUCCUGCCGCCAUCCGCGCUUAUUAAGUACACCGACGUCUGGGCGAACCGCCUUUCUUACGCUCAAGCAAACUAAACAAAAAUAUUAAAAAAAGAAGGGAAAUUAAAGUUCUUCCGUUAAUUACUACCAGAUAUAUAGAGAUGCAAGGAAGAGUACUAGAAAGACGAUAACGGAAGGCUCCGGGGUGAGAGCACGUACAUGCAGGAGAAGGAGAAGGAGAAGAUAGAUGGAGGGGAAGUGGAAAGGAAGGGGAAACGCGAUGAAUAACAGCAACAACGUUAACAGGAGGCGGCCCUACGCUCUGCUGCUGCUCCUGGCACUGGGAGCCGCCGUGCUGAGCGUCGUCAUCCUCCACAAGAUGAGGGAAAGGCGGCUCUUCAACCUCCUCCUCCGUGAGCGCGACGACCAGCUUCUCUCUCUGCAGCUCCUCCUCCAGAAAGAAAAAGCAACCACCAAAGAGAUGAAGGAGAAAUUAGAAGUCUUGCAAGCCAAAUCAACCUCCGUAAGGACUGAGAGCGCGGAGCUCAACAACAAGCUCAUGGAAUCGGAAUCCACAUCAACAUAUCUCAAAAAUAUACAAAAAGAAUUGGAAGCAGCUCUUGAAGAGAAAGAGAACCAGAUCAACCAACUAGAAGAAAAGGCAGCAAGAUCCAUCGACGACCGAGCCACAGCUUUAACUGACAUCCUCAAACAAAAGGAGGCUGAAAUUGAAGAAAUGAAGCGCCGGCUUUCAAGUUUAGCCGCAUCUGAGAACCUACAAGAGAAAACUGCGAUUGAAAAGAGCACUCCUGUGUACCCUAGCAAUGAAAAUACAACUUUGCGGGAUAAGCCACCGGAGAACCCUAUAAGCAAUAGUAACGGGACAACUGCAAAAGAGGGUAUAAAUGUUGUUAACGCAAACAAAAUGGAAAACAGUGAUAAUGAGGACAUUUCCAGGGAAGGAACAUGGGUGAUGUUCAAGACCAACAAAGAUGACGAAGGAUUUGAAGACAACACAGAAAGUGAUAUCCAUCAAAACUCAGCCGAUGUUUCAGGUAAUAAUAACUUGGAGAAGCAUGAAACUCCACGUGAAAAUGAAAAAUCACCUGAUGGUGGAAAAUUUGGUCAACAAAGAGAACUGGGAGAUGAAGAGCAGAUGAAGCGACCAAAAGAUGAGGAGACCCAAGACGGUAGUCAAGAGAGCCAAAUACCAGGGGCUGAAGAUGGGAAAUCCGGCUAUGAUGAAAGAAACGAGACAGAAAUCUCCAAAGAUAGGGACUUGCCGAAGUUUGAAAAUCAAUAUGAAAAUAAACAGGAAGAAGCUUCAAAUGACCAGCAGGGUAUGAAAAUAAGAUCUAGACAUGGUAAAAGAGCAAAAAAGAAGCAUAGACAACGACGAAUGAUCAUUGAUGAGGAAGAAGAAUUCGAGAAGCAUAAUGAUGUGAGCCUCAAAACCUCUCAAGGCGAUGAAAAACAGACCGUAGACAGUGUUACAACAGAUAAAAGCUCAAAGGAUGCCUUUGAAAAGGAACCAGAGGUGAACAUGACAGGAAAUAAUCCUCAGCGCAUGUAUGAAUCAGAAGAUAAACAGGAGUCAUUUUCCAGUUCAAGGAAGGUAGAAAUACCCGAAGGCAGUGUCCAUGAUGAUAUAAUCAAGGAUGAAGGUGAUGACCAACAAAGCAAGAAUUCUCUAACUCUGAAAACCGAGACAUAUAAUAACUCUGCUGCUAGUACCUAAAACAUGGAAGUGGGAAGAAGAAUAAGUGGUAAGGAGACUGAUAAAGGUGCCAAAACCUAACCACUAUUUCAUAGCAACACAAAAAAAAUACAAAAUAAAACAAGAGUGGAAAUUAGAAGCUUCAGAUUUUGAUCUUUGUAGACCUUUUUCUUCCAUAUGAUAGUAAAAUGAGACCAAAUGGCACGAAGUUACUUAAAGGCUUACAUCGCCUUUCUGUAUUUGUUUGACUUCUAUGAUUCAAUAUUUAAAUAAUAGAGGCAAGUAAAUUAUUUCAA
This is a messenger RNA of Ananas comosus (pineapple), 2165 nucleotides long. RefSeq names its product putative leucine-rich repeat-containing protein DDB_G0290503. The record is from RefSeq and is a predicted model, not a curated record. Bases 400 to 1890 code for a protein of 496 amino acids. The transcript has 2 exons. Lineage: Eukaryota; Viridiplantae; Streptophyta; Magnoliopsida; Poales; Bromeliaceae.